Messenger RNA from Silurus meridionalis, 2291 nucleotides. It is a transcript of the gene lpcat4, whose product is annotated as lysophosphatidylcholine acyltransferase 4. Gene Ontology annotation, biological process: phosphatidylcholine acyl-chain remodeling. The record is from RefSeq and is a predicted model, not a curated record. The transcript is spliced from 14 exons. The coding region runs from base 298 to 1839 and encodes 513 amino acids. NCBI's taxonomy places the organism in Eukaryota, Metazoa, Chordata, Actinopteri, Siluriformes, Siluridae. Gene Ontology annotation, cellular component: endoplasmic reticulum. Gene Ontology annotation, molecular function: 1-acylglycerophosphocholine O-acyltransferase activity.
AAAUGACGUCACAGACAAUUCUUACAAUACAUCCUGCUGAACCUAUAUAAAUAUCAUAACAAAUGCCAUUAUUAAACGUAUCCAAGGAUGGUACCUGUCACAUUUGUCUUCGUGGCAGGAAAGUAAAACGAGAAAUCCAGGACCAUUCAGGACAAGGGCUGCAGCUACACCAAACUUUGGAUACUUCCUUCAAAAGAAGGUUCCUUUCCUAUGAUUUACCCCAGGACCUACUUCAUCUAUUAACACUCAAUUUAAACAGCUUUUCCUUGAGCGUUAUUUCUGCCGGACUGAGUGGCCAUGGAGAGAACAGGACCACCCUCUCCGACCUACAAGCACCCGUUCGUCCACGAGGUCAAACUGACCACAUCUCAAAGGCUUCAGAGUAUCAUCAUGGGAUGUGUCCUCUUCCCCAUUCGCAUCACACUCGCCAUCCUCUUCUUCCUGCUCAUGUGGCCCAUCGCUCGUCUCCAACAAGUAGGAUUGUCACAGGAAGAGCGGGCGAAACCAGUCCAAGGCUGGAGACUAUGGAUUUUGCAUCCCAUCAUGAUCUUCCUAAGUCGGUCCGUGUUCUUUUCCAUGGGCUUCCUCUGGAUAAAGGUCAAAGGUCGACAGGCUACACAGAAAGAGGCCCCUGUGUUGGCCGUGGCCCCCCACAGUGGCUUUCUAGACAUGCUGGUACUCAGCUUAGUAGGACUCCCUACGGUGGUGUCGCGGUCUGAAAAUGCCAACCUGCCAGUUAUUGGAGCCCUUUUGGAGUUUAACCAGGCCGUGUUAGUUAGCCGGAAGGAUCCCGAGUCGAGGAGGAAGUGCGUGUCUCAGAUCAAAGAAAGACUUACUUCCAAUGGUUACUGGCCUCAGAUGCUAAUGUUUCCUGAAGGAACCACCACAAAUGGUAAAGUCCUCAUCAAAUUCAAGCCUGGUGCAUUCUUGGCAGGUGUUCCAGUUCAGCCAGUGCUGCUUCACUACCCUAAUGAAAUAGACACUGUGCGCUGGACUUGGAAAGGAGCAUCAUGGCUUGAUUGUCUGUGGUACACCGCGGCUCGGCUCUAUACCAACGUUACAGUGGAGUUCCUGCCUGUCUACACGCCCUCUCAGGAGGAAAAGGACAACCCGGAGCUAUUCGCAGAUAAUAUUCAGAAACUCAUGGCCAAAGCUCUGGGUGUUCCCGCUACAGACUAUGUGUUGGAGGGUUUUUUUCCUGUUACAAAAUUAGGUGGUCUUUCUCUUCCUCUCGAGUCUCCUUCUAAGGAAACACUGAAAAUGCUCAAACGUAAAGGUUUAAGCAAAGCUCAAGUGGAGACUUUAAUUAACACAAUGAUUGACAGAUGUCACUCAGGACAGGUUACGAUCACUGUGGAACAAUUGACUUCCUUGUUGGGACUUGACAACAGAAAGACAGCUGCACAAAUCUGUUCCUUUUACUCCAAGAGUGAAACACUGGACCUGAGGCAGUUGUGUUUAAGCUUGUGUACAGCUGCAGAACUCAGAACACCGGAGUCUCUCCUUCACACUGCGUUCAUGAUGUACAACAGUAAUGGUGAAGGAUUGUUAAGUGCAGAAGAUCUCUCCGGGCUUAUAGCAGCACUGGUGGGAGUUGCACAAUACAGCAUUGCAGAGAUGUACUCGGAAUUGACCAAUAGAGGACCGCCAACUGAACGCGCAUUGUAUGACUUGUUAACGACACACCCAACGUAUCAGAAGUUCUUCAAGGAAUAUUUGGAGCAGAAAAAACCAAAGCUAACGGAGGACAGAAAUCACAACGGCAUUCCGAACGGAAAGACCAGUCGCAAUAACGACGGCAAUCGGGACAGACACGGAAUGAACCAAAAGUGUGACUGAAGACGGAUUCGUUUGAAUGAUAUUCUGUAUUUUAAUAGUAAAACUGGCACCUUUUUAUUAUGUCUACACAGUAUCCACAAUAAUGGCUGUUUUAUGGUUUGUUUGUUUUUAAGCAAAGACUGUAUGUUUGUGUGCGUUUUAGUAUACAUUUAAUGUUUACAGGUCUGUAUGAUGGACUCGUAUGUGGGUUUGUUUAUUUCUGUGGUGUUUGUUUUUUUUUUUUUUAAUUCUUUUUAUUUAAUUUUUUUCAAAAGCCAGUAGUACACUGUAAAAAGCCACUAUGCUCUCAGAACCUUAGUGCCUUGGUACUUUUUUUACUGUGUUUCUUUUUUAAAACCUAAGCUGAAGGAUUUUUUUUCGUGUGAACCUAAGGAUUUCAUACAAACAAUACAGUCGAACUAUUUUAAAUUUUAAUAUAUUAAAGUUGUAAAUAAACACUUCAUAAAAUUCAA